GAAAACAGACGGGGCUGGCAAGUUUAUUGACACAUACAAAAUGUCGAUAUUUACACCCACAAAUCAAAUUCGGCUGACGAACGUGGCCGUCGUUAGAAUGAAAAAGGGAGGGAAACGAUUUGAAAUAGCAUGUUACAAGAAUAAAGUAAUGAGCUGGAGAUCGGGGGCGGAGAAAGACCUUGAUGAAGUACUUCAGACACAUACGGUGUUUACAAAUGUGUCAAAGGGCCAAGUUGCAAAAAAAGACGAUCUGUCCAAAUCCUUUGGGACAGAUGACUUAACUGAUAUUUGCAAACAGAUUUUAGCCAAGGGAGAACUUCAGGUGUCUGAUAAGGAGCGACAGACUCAGCUGGAGCAGAUGUUCCGUGACAUUGCCACGAUCGUGGCAGAGAAAUGUGUGAAUCCAGAAACAAAGCGCCCGUACACUGUCAGCCUAAUAGAGAGAGCCAUGAAGGAUAUUCACUACUCUGUUAAAGCCAAUAAGAGCACAAAACAACAGGCACUUGACGUGAUCAGGCAACUAAAGGAGUCCAUACAGAUUCAGAGAGCUCAUAUGCGGCUUCGAUUCGUCCUGCCGGCCAAGGAUGGGAAGAGGCUGAAGGAGAAACUCAGACCUCUUUUAAAGGUGGUGGAGAGCGAAGACUUCGACGAGCAGCUGGAAAUGGUCUGCCUGAUAGAUCCAGGCUGUUUUCGGGAGCUUGAUGAGCUGAUCCGCUGCGAAACAAAAGGCAAAGGAUCUGUGGAGGUGCUCAGCCUGAAGGAUGUGGAAGAAGGGGACGAGAGACUCGAGUAAGCCCAGCUGACUGCCUGCAAGCGACUUGCCCACCACACUAACUCUACCGCUUAAAGUCUUUUUGCUUUUAUUCUGUAUUGAAAUGUGUUUGUUAGUUUGUAUCACGUAAAAUAUAACAGCACGUCCAGCAACAUUUGCUGAAGUUUCUAGCUUGCAGGUGCUUCUACUUCUGUCCGUUUCAAGCUGUACAAAAAGCUUGAGUGGAAAAGGAUGUAGUUUUUCCAAGGAAUAAUCCAACUGAAAUCACAAAGAAGGGUUUAUUUUCUGUGAAAAUUUAAGUGAUUUGCAUGGUCAACUGCAUGAUAGGCAGUGGACUGAUUUACUGAAAUAAAUAUGAGUGCAUUUGAAAUGACAUUGUAGAUAAUGAUUACCUUGGGUAAUGAUGAGAACAUAUUUUGUCUAUCUUUAAAUGUGUGCCACCAUAUCUAACUCUUAGCAAUGCAAGUUCUGCUACUAAGGUAAAGUGCAAAAUUGGCAUGUUUUUGGGGGGAAAAAAGUGCAAAUAAAACAUGAAACGUGGUCCA
Messenger RNA from Electrophorus electricus (electric eel), 1317 nucleotides. It is a transcript of the gene sbds, whose product is annotated as SBDS ribosome maturation factor. Gene Ontology annotation, biological process: cytosolic ribosome assembly; ribosome biogenesis. The record is from RefSeq and is a predicted model, not a curated record. NCBI's taxonomy places the organism in Eukaryota, Metazoa, Chordata, Actinopteri, Gymnotiformes, Gymnotidae.